Messenger RNA from Paramecium tetraurelia, 996 nucleotides. RefSeq lists its product as uncharacterized. Lineage: Eukaryota; Ciliophora; Oligohymenophorea; Peniculida; Parameciidae. Gene Ontology annotation, biological process: peptidyl-lysine monomethylation. The record is from RefSeq and is a predicted model, not a curated record. Gene Ontology annotation, molecular function: protein binding; protein-lysine N-methyltransferase activity. The transcript is spliced from 4 exons.
AUGUUUUAAUUACUUUAAUGGUUUGAAUCUGAAGGGAUUCAUACAGAGAGUAUAAAAAUUGCGGAACUUACUCAUGGAUGCAAUGGUGUUGUUGCAACUCAACCUAUCCCAUCAGAUCAAAUCGUAAUUAAAAUUCCACUUCAUUUGUGUAUAUUUAGUGAAGAUCUCUUGAAAAAUCACUACCAAAGAUACAAGAAAUUCUAUCCUCAUAUAUUCAAUAUUAAUUUAAAUGAAGAUGCUGAAUUUAAUUCUCUUGUUUUAUACAUAUUAUAACAAAGAGAUAAUGAAAUGUCAUUGCAUAAGCCAUAUUUUGAUUAUGUAAAAGAUCCCUAAAAUAUCUUAUCUUGGACUUAAGAAUAAGUUAAUACCAUAAUGGAUGAAAACUUAAAGAAAACAAUUUAAAGGAUGAGGGUUGGUUUGCAAUUAAAUUUUGUCAGGUUUGUAACAUUUUUCAAAGAGCAAUUCAAAAAGGGACUAAAUUAUGAUUAAUUUUUAUAUGCCUAUCAAUUUGUCAUGACAAGAUGUUUUGGUGGAGAUGAUCAUCUUCAAUCCCCUUGUUUGGUUCCUUUUGGGGAUAUGCUAAAUCAUCACGAUAAAUGUUAAACCAAAUAAAAAAUCAUUGGAACAGAUCUUGUGUUUAUUACAACUAAGCAAAUUCAAGAAAACGAAGAAAUUUAUAAUUUUUUUGGGGAACAUGGCAAUAGUUUCUUGUUAUGUUGGUAUGGAUUCACAUAUGACAAUAACAUUUACGAUAAACUAUAUCUAUUAUAUGAAGAUGAUUAGAUUAAAGAAGUGAGUUGCUAUGAAUUCCCUAUGUGUAAUUUCAAAUUAAAGUAUUACAAAGUUUGUUAAAAAUUAUUAAACCUGUUAGGAGAGUAGAGAUUUAAAGAAGUGAUGAUGGAAGUGCAAGCGAUCACUGAAAAACAAUUGAAAUUCUAACCAGAUUUAUUGAGAUGCUAAUUAUAAGUGAUUUAAAAUUAAUUAAUCAAUUUUUGA